Molecule: messenger RNA, 1745 nt
Organism: Neomonachus schauinslandi (Hawaiian monk seal)
Lineage: Eukaryota; Metazoa; Chordata; Mammalia; Carnivora; Phocidae
Gene: EVA1A
Product: eva-1 homolog A, regulator of programmed cell death
Exons: 3
Coding region: 422-841 (139 amino acids)
Source: RefSeq, a predicted model, not a curated record
GGGUUUUAUCCUCUCAGGAGAUGCCACUGCAUCUUUUCAGAGGUCCAAGGAAACCUUGCCUGGGCCUCUCAGCUAGGUUCAUGGCGACACUAGGUCUUAGGUAUGACGUGAUCUCCUGAGCAUGUGAUGGCUUUCUGAUGUUUUUUUUUGUGCCAUUUCUCUUCUUUCAGAGCCUGAGAAGCCAACUGGGGCCAACCAAGUUUCAGAACCUCUCCUGUUUGGCACCAACAUCACCAGGGAUGAACUGUUUUUGCCAGAUAAUCCUCUGUUCCUGACAGCACAUCCCUCCCCAGACAGAAGAGAAGAGAGGGAGGUGCCGCCUUGGUCCAGCUCAAGCAUUUCCAAGAGGCUUCCUCUGGAUGCGACGUCGAGGCCGCCCUUCUGCCGUAGCACAGACCUGGUGAUUACCGAGUGCGUGAACAUGGCUUUGCUCAGCAACAUCCUAGCGGCCUAUUCCUUUGUCUCAGAAAAUCCUGAGCGAGCAGCUCUGUACUUUGUCUCCGGCGUGUGCAUCGGGCUGGUGCUCACCCUGGCUGCCUUGGUGAUGAGGAUCUCUUGCCACACGGACUGCCGGCAGCGUUCCCGGAAGAAGUGCCUGCAGGACCGAGAGAAUAGCAGCGACAGCAGCGACAGCGAGGAUGGCAGCUCAGACACGGCGUCUGACAUCUCGGUCAGGAGGCACCGCCGCUUCGAAAGGACUUUGAACAAGAACGUGUUCACCUCGGCCGAGGAGCUGGAGCGCGCCCAGCGGCUGGAGGAGCGGGAGCGCAUCAUCAGGGAGAUCUGGAUGAACGGCCAACCCGAGGUUCCCGGGACCAGGAGCUUGAACCGCUAUUACUAGGGGCGGGAGCCCAAGCCCGCGCGCCGCAGGAAGCCGUCGGCAAGGGCCAGGGGCUGCAGGGCGGGUGGGCACAGAGCUUAACGUAGUUCUGCUGCAGUCCUGGGGGCAGAGAUAAGAGGGCACGCCCAUUUUCUAGCCAGGAGGACUGAGCUUUCCUUUUCGACUAAAUUUAUGGAGAAGUAGAAAAACCAAGUCAGUUCAUCAAUCUUUGCAGGUCGUAGGAUGGUGCUGAAAAACCCUCUCUAGCAAUCUGGAUGGAGAUUAGAGAAACGGGACUGUGGUUUCUCUUGAUUUCUGAGGAUCUCAGAAGUUUCUGCAGACUUCAUUGCUAUGUGUUACUCCUUUACACAAGGAAGAUUGUCAUGGCAUGAAGGCUAGGAGUAGCAGGGUGAACUUAACCCAGUUAAAUUCCAUUUUCUAAAUGACCCCAUGCUAUGGAGGUGACUGUCAUCCAGAUAGCAUGAUUUAUGAUUAUUAUUUAAGGCUGAUUUUUAAAAAUCUUGUGUUGCAAUGGCAACCUUGUCCAUUUUAACUGGCACCUCAGGGAUUAAAAUCCUAUUUUUUAGUAUAGUUCCCACCUCAUUCAUGAAAAUGGGUAGAAUUAAUGUAUUAUGGGAAAUGUGUCAGUGAGCUAGAAAAUAUCAAUAACCUCAAAGGAUGAAGGGUUUUAUUUUAAAUAGUUUAUAAAAUAUAUAUUAAUGUGCGUAUUUGAGGAUGGUGCAUAAGAAUAAAAGCUGUGUUUUCCCCCUUUUUGGAGAGAAGAAAUUUUGUUAUGACUCUAGAUAAUUAUGAUUUUAAACAUUUUGUUAAAAAAAAAGUUUGGAUUUCCAAGAAAAGAAUGGGAAUAGGAGAUGAGGAAUAAAGCCAAAAUUAGGAUGAGAUUAAAAAAAAAAUAAAUGCUACA